Messenger RNA from Acytostelium subglobosum LB1, 165 nucleotides. RefSeq lists its product as hypothetical. The coding region runs from base 1 to 165 and encodes 54 amino acids. The record is from RefSeq and is a predicted model, not a curated record. The transcript is spliced from 2 exons. NCBI's taxonomy places the organism in Eukaryota, Evosea, Eumycetozoa, Acytosteliales, Acytosteliaceae.
AUGCAUAUUGGUCAACAUGGAGUAACCUCCAAAUUGAUCUCAAGGAACAUCUUCGAGGCAUCAAACAACAACAAUCAAUAUAUAAUGUCCAAUCAUACAUAUACCGCAGAUGUGGACAAUAUGGAGCUGAUGAGGCCGAUGGCCGUCACGCUGGUGAAUAUGUAA